This is a messenger RNA of Meleagris gallopavo (turkey), 1395 nucleotides long. NCBI's taxonomy places the organism in Eukaryota, Metazoa, Chordata, Aves, Galliformes, Phasianidae. The record is from RefSeq and is a predicted model, not a curated record.
AUGGGGCACUUGGGCUUCCUGUGGGUAGUGGUGCUGGGGAGGGGUUUAAGGGGCUGUGUGUGGCUGGGGGGCUUCCCACUCACUGCCGCGAUCCCAGCCCUGUUGCCCUACGUGCCCCGCUUGGCCCCUGGUGCCAUGCCAGGGAAGGUGACGGCCACCACCUUUGUGCUGGAGAGACCCUGCUGCAUCUUCGACCCCCUUGCCAAUGCCUCCGAUGCUGUCUGGCUGGCUGUGGCUUUUGCUGAUGGUGAGCAUGUGCUGCAGUGGGGGGCAUUGGGAGUGUUCACCCCUGGCUGCUCACCCCACAUCUGUGACGUGCAGCUGCCAUCACCUUCAAAAACCCCACAUCCAGAGCGGAGGCCCCCAUAUGAGGGGCUGCCCACCGCCCGUGCCUACAUGACACUGGAGAUGGCAGCGGCCGCCUAUGGAUGCUCAGCUCCCAGUGCAGCCGUGCUGCGGGUCGGCGGGGACACAAUGUGCCAUGGCCGGGCACCAUGCAAUGGACCACUGCCCUCCCCGGGGCCCUACAGGGUGAAGUUCCUGCUGAUGGGCUGCAGCGGCCCCAAAGCGGAGACGAAGUGGUCCGACCCCAUCCUCCUGCGGAGAGCUCGCAGCCUGAGCACCAUUGACCCCACACCAGCACGUCGCAGCAGCACCGCAGUCAUCAUCGCUGCCAUCCUGGCCAGCCUGGGUGCUGCGCUGGCCAUGGCCAUGCUGGGAGCUGUGGGGUACGAGUGGGGCACGGGGAUUUUAAGACAGUUUUUUUCUUAUACUGGGGGGUUUGCUGUAUUUUGGAAAUGGGGUGGGGUGGUUUCUGCGGUGUUUGAGCUGCAUGGACCCUGCUUGAUGCCUCACCAUCUCUUCCUACAGCACCCAGGUGUGCGUCCCACUGUGCUGCUGGGACCUGGGCACCCACCUGCCCUACAGGACCCACCACGUCCCUCCAGCCCUGCCCCACACGCUGCCCCCCACCUGCAUCUGUGGCUGCACGCCGCGGCCCCGUGGCCCAUGGCCCACCAAGUAAAAUCACUUCCAUCCUUAAUUGCUUCUUUUGUUGUCUUUCAACCCAACCACCAGAACAUGGCCUGGACGUGCUGGGUGUGCCAUCCCCGCAGACCCCCAGGGUCAAUCUGGAGGGGCUCUGAGUGUUGAUGGAGCUGUGGGCGUCCCCGUGCAUUGCAGGCAGUGGGACCAGUCUGACUUAAACCACGGCUCUGUGAUGGUUCUAUGAUCUUGGGGCACACGUCUCAUGCAAUGCUGGAUGCUUUUUUUACCAUGGGAUGGGGACACCAGGACGUGGGUUCACCCAUCCCACGGGCACCCCUCUGGGAAUGGCACUUUGGGACCCACCCGUGCCACGAGCGUCACAGUGCUCAGCACACCACCCAGAGGGCA